AUGAUCACGACACUGAGCGUUGAAGGCAUGACGUGUGGAGCGUGCUCAUCCGCUAUAACAAAUGAGCUUCUGAGUCUUGAUGGAGUAGAAGAUGCCAGUGUCUCUCUAAUAACGGAGGAGGCGGUUGUUCACCAUGAUGACAGUAUUAAACCGGAGGAGCUCAGAGAGAACAUAGAAAGCUGCGGGUUUGAUGCGCGAGUGAUAUCCGCGAUAGAGGAUGCUAUGAAACCACGUCUGUUGACGAAGCUGAAGAUAUCCGGGAUGACAUGCUCGAAUUGUUCAAGUUCGAUUACAAAUGCAUUGCAGCAGCUCGAAGGCGUGGUAAAGGCUGAGGUGAGUCUGAUGACUGAGGAGGCAAAUGUGGAGCACGAAUCAAACGUCUCAGCGGAGAAGCUCAAGGAAGAGAUUGAAGACUGUGGAUUUGAUGCAGAGAUUGGCAUUAGUGCUAUACCACAGAAUAUCCUCAACGUCACUUCUCAAAUUGAAAACUUGAACAAACUCAAAGAAAUAGCCUUUUGGAAGAGAAAUUUCAUCAAGACAGCCCUCGUUGGAUUCCCAAUAUUCAUCAUUUACCACAUUCUUGAACCCUUUGGUGUGAAUGUCUCUCUUGAGUUAUUCCAUGGAUUGUAUUUGGAGUCUGUGAUUCAACUAAUUGCAUGUACCUACAUCCAAUUCACCGUCGGAGUGUUCUUUUGGAGAAAUGCGGUAAACUCUUUUAAACACGGCUCCGGUACUAUGGAUACAUUGGUCUGCAUCUCUACGAAUAUUUCAUACUACUUUUCAAUAUUCACUAUGAUACUCGGCGUGAUCAACAAUGAAACCGAAUCGUCACCACAUACUCUUUUUGAAACUGCGGUGUUGUUAAUGAACUUUGUCUCGUUGGGAAAGUGGUUGGAGUCUAGGGCUAAGUCUGAAACAUCUUCUGCAUUGUCUAGAUUGAUAAGCUUGACUUCAACUGACUGUGUCAUUGUUGAAAACCCCGAGAAAUUUGAUGCGGAAACUGGUGUUGCCGGUAAAACCAUUUCAAUCCCAACUAAUUAUCUCCAAAUCAAUGACAUUGUUGACGUGAAGCCAGGUGAAAAGAUUCCAGCUGAUGGGUAUAUUCUCUUUGGCUCUUCUGAAGUGGAUGAAUCUUUGUUGACAGGUGAGUCUGUUCCAGUACCAAAGGAUGUUAACGAUAACGUUAUUGGUGGUUCGAUCAACGGAGUUGGACACAUUUACGUUAAGGUCUCAACAACGUCGGAAAACUCACAGCUGGCAAAGAUAAUCAAACUUGUGAAGUCUGCACAGAUGAGCCGUGCACCAAUUCAAUCAUAUGCAGACUACGUCGCAUCGAUAUUCGUCCCAACAAUUUUGAUCCUUUCUGUCGUGACAUUCAUCACUUGGUUUAUUCUUUGCGAUGUGUUAACGAAUAAGCCAACGAUAUUUAAUGACGUGAAUGGUCAACUAUACAUAUGUAUGAAGAUUGCCAUCUCUGUCAUCGUCGUUGCCUGCCCUUGUGCCCUGGGUCUCGCUGCGCCAACUGCAAUCAUGGUUGGAACUGGUGUCGGGGCAUCUAAUGGUAUUCUACUGAAAGGAGGCGAUGUGAUUGAAAUCGCCAAUGACAUUGAUGUUGUUCUAUUUGACAAGACAGGAACGCUUACUUUGGGUAAGAUGACUGUACGUCAGAUUAACCUGCUUGGUGAGUUAGACCGAAACCUCGUCCUUCGUCUGAUAGGAGCACUUGAGAGUAAGAGUGAACAUCCAAUUGGACAUGCUAUAACUGCGAAUUCGAUGUCGGCUCUGAAUGUUGAUUCAUUCGAGGAGGAGGUGCAGAAUUUUGAAGUCAAAGUUGGACAAGGUCUUAAGGCAAAUGUGAGUGUAAAUGGUGUUGAGUACGAUGUCCAAGUGGGCAACCUUAAACUUUUCCCAAAGGAUAUCCUCGCAUCAGAUCCUAUUUUCUCUUCUCUGGAAAUCAACUCAGAUGCCACAUUGGCUCAUGUGAUGAUCAACAACAAAUAUGAAGGUUAUCUUGAGCUGCAAGAUGUUAUCAAAGAAGACUCUGCAUCUGUUGUUACUUAUCUCAAGAAGAAAGGAUUUGAAGUUGCAAUGGUUACCGGAGAUCUCCAGAAGGCUGCCAACAAGAUUGCCCAACAGGCUGGUAUCCCUCUGCGCAAUGUAUUUGCAGAGAUUUCACCGGCAGGGAAGGAGCGAUUGGUGCGUGACUUCAAAGAUAAAGGGUAUAAAGUGGCGUUUGUCGGUGAUGGUAUCAACGAUUCACCAGCUCUGGCCUCCGCUGACCUGGGGAUUGCCAUUGCCUCGGGAAGUGACAUUGCCAUUGAGGCAGCUGACAUUGUUGUGUUGAACAACCAUACCAAACUAGCUGGCGUUGCUUCUGCCCUCUCGCUCUCCGUGCGUACCUUAAAGAAGAUCAAAUGGAAUUUCUUCUGGUCAUCCGUAUAUAACCUAACCAUGGUUCCCCUGGCGAUGGGUGUGUUGAUUCCAUGGGGUGUCCAGGUUAGUCCUUUGGUGGCCGGUCUUUCUAUGGCGUUGAGUUCUGUGAGCGUGGUUAUCAGUUCAUUGUUUUUGAAGAGGUGGAAGGCUCCAGACAUCAGCAAAUACGGACUCACCGAUGAUGACGAGGUGUUUGAUGUUGAAAGUGGAGCUAGAAAGGCCAACCGCAAACCGUCCCUCAUUGAUAGGCUUAGAGGGCUUUCUAGAAAGAAUCGUGCACAGAGCGAUGUUGAGCUUAACGAGCAUCUCAUGCAGUGA
This is a messenger RNA of Williopsis jadinii, 2751 nucleotides long. It is a transcript of the gene CCC2, whose product is annotated as Cu(2+)-transporting P-type ATPase CCC2. The transcript has 2 exons. The record is from RefSeq and is a predicted model, not a curated record. Gene Ontology annotation, cellular component: membrane. Gene Ontology annotation, molecular function: copper ion binding; P-type divalent copper transporter activity; ATP binding. NCBI's taxonomy places the organism in Eukaryota, Fungi, Ascomycota, Saccharomycetes, Phaffomycetales, Wickerhamomycetaceae. Bases 1 to 2751 code for a protein of 916 amino acids. Gene Ontology annotation, biological process: copper ion homeostasis; monoatomic cation transport.